UGAUGCUCGGUAUAGUGGCUCUCUGUGAGAUUUCUAGUGCCCGUGAUAUAGCCUCAAUUUCCUUUUUGCUUGGAUCUGCUUUUUAAUGAUCUUAAAUGAUGUGGAGAUGAUGAUGGAGAGGAAUAUGCUGGUGCGUAAAAGGGAGUCUCCAUCCUUCUCCUCUCGGAAUUGGAAACUGGAUAUGCAGCCAGAGUAACGCACAGUGGAAGUUAUAAAUGAUUCUCUACUUUUAACUCUCUGUAAAAAGCCUCAUAGAUGACAUUUCUUCAUGGAUUUGGUUCACUGAGGAGGAAACAUCUGCAGAACAGACAUGGCAAUGCCAAGUGUGGUGUUCUCGGACGUGGAAAGUUUUCUGGACUCGCAUCCCGAGUUGUUCGAGGACUACCUGAACAGAAAGGGGAAUUAUAGCAUGGUGGAGAAAUGGCUCAAGAAUCACAAGGCGAGCAAAAGUCCCGCAGCAGUGGCAGUGGCUGCUCCAGCUCCUGCAGCCGAGCUGAGUGUGGAGAAGAGCAACAACGCGUCGUGCAACAAGCUCAGCUGGGCGAGCAAAAGUGACGGUCUGCAACGGAGAGUCUCGCAGAAGGAGCUGCGCAAAACUUUCGCCAGAUCCAAGGCCUUCAAUGUGAACAGGACGUACGACGAGCACGUUAACUCCCGUGCCCAGGAGCCCCUGACCAGCAUGAGGAGGAGAGCCCUGCUGAGGAAAGCCAGCUCUCUGCCUCCGACCACUGCGCACAUCCUGAGCGCGCUGCUGGAGUCCAGAGUCAACAUCCCACAGUACCCGUCCACAGCAGUGGAUUUCAAAUAUUACCUCAAAGAGCACAACGAGAGAGAGUUCUUCCUGGAGCUUGUAAAAGACAUCUCCAAUGACUUGGAUCUAACGAGUCUCAGCUACAAAAUCCUUGUGUUUGUUUGCAUUAUGGUGGAUGCAGACCGGUGCUCCUUGUUCUUAGUGGAGGGGACUGGCAACAAGCAGACAUUAGUGUCCAAAUUCUUUGAUGUGCACGCAGGCACCACAGUUUUACCCUCAAUAAAUUCAGAUGAAGUUCAAGUGCCGUGGGGCAAAGGGAUCAUUGGAUACGUGGCCGAACAUGGAGAGACUGUGAACAUUUCUGACGCUUAUCAGGACCGUCGCUUCAGUGAUGAAAUUGACAAGCUGACAGGGUACAAAACCAAGUCACUCUUGUGCAUGCCCAUUCGCAACAGUGAUGGAGAGAUCAUUGGAGUUGCUCAGGCCAUCAACAAGACUUCAAGUGGAGAGCUCUUCACUGAAGAUGAUGAAAAGGUGCUGCAGAUGUACCUGCCUUUCUGUGGUAUUGCCAUCACCAAUGCCCAACUCUUCGGCGCCUCAAGAAAGGAGUAUGACAGGAGUCGGGCACUCUUGGAGGUAGUCAACGACCUGUUUGAAGAGCAGACUGACCUGGAGAAGAUUGUCAGGAAGAUCAUGCACCGUGCACAGACAUUGCUAAAGUGCGAGCGCUGCUCUGUUCAGUUGCUGGAAGACAUUGAGUCACCGGUGGUGAAGUUCACCACGUCGUUUGAGCUACUGUCCCCUAAGUGUAGUGCAGACAUUGAAUGCAGUUUCAAAGACAGUAUGGAGAAGUCGUCUUACUCAGACUGGCUCAUCAACAACAGUAUCGCAGAGCUGGUAGCAUCCACAGGACUCCCCGUGAACAUCAGUGACGCCUAUCAGGAUCCUCGCUUUGAUGCCGAGGCAGACCAGUUCUCAGACUUCCACAUCCGCUCUGUGCUUUGUGUUCCCAUAUGGAACAGCAACCACCAAAUCAUUGGUGUCGCCCAAGUGCUGAACAGGCUCGACGGGCAACCGUUUCUUGACCCAGACCAGCGUCUCUUUGAAGCUUUUGUGAUCUUUUGUGGACUGGGCAUCAACAACACCAUCAUGUACGACCAGGUGAAGAAGUCCUGGGCCAAGCAGUCUGUGGCUUUGGAUGUUCUUUCUUACCAUGCCACUUGCUCCAAGACUGAAGUUGACAAAUUCAAGGCUGCUAACAUUCCCCUGGUUUGCGAGCUGGGCAUCGGUAAGCUCUCCUUCGACGAUUUCUCGCUGGACGUUGACGCCAUGAUAACGGCCGCUCUGAGGAUGUUUAUGGAGCUGGGAAUGGUGCAGAAAUUUAAGAUCGAUUACGAGACACUGUGCAGAUGGCUGCUGACUGUCAGGAAAAACUACAGAAUGGUUCUCUAUCACAACUGGAGACACGCUUUCAACGUCUGCCAGUGCAUGUUUGCCAUGCUAACGACGGCGGGCUUCCAGGAGACUCUGACAGAGGUGGAGACCUUAGCGCUUAUUGUGGGUUGUGUGUGCCAUGACUUGGACCACAGGGGCACCAACAACGCUUUUCAGGCGAAGACGGGCUCAGCUCUUGCUCUGCUUUAUGGGACCUCUGCUACGCUGGAGCACCACCACUUCAACCACGCUGUCAUGAUCCUGCAGAGCGAGGGUCACAAUAUCUUCUCCAACCUCUCGUCCACAGAGUACAGUGCCCUCAUGCAGCUGUUGAAACAGUCGAUUCUGGCCACAGACCUCACACUUUACUUUGAGAACAGAAACACUUUCUUUGAGCUGGUCACCAAUGGAGAGUACAACUGGAACGUGAAGGCUCAUAGAGACAUGUGCAGAUCCAUGAUGAUGACAGCGUGUGAUCUUGGUGCUGUCACUAAACCUUGGGAAAUAUCACGCAAGGUUGCGGAGUUGGUGACCAGCGAGUUCUUUGAGCAAGGCGACAGAGAGAGAUCAGAGCUGAAGCUCACGCCCUCCGCCAUCUUUGAUCGAAACAGGAAGGACGAGUUGCCAGGGCUUCAGCUGGAGUGGAUUGAUGGAAUUUGUGCGCCGCUUUACGAGACUCUCGUCAAGUUGAAUCCCAAACUCCAGCCGAUGGUUGACAUGAUCAAAGCGAACAGGGCCAAUUGGGAGGAGCUGAACAUGAAGAGACAACGUGGCCAGAGUAUUUCUGCACCCUCGAGCCCCUGCAGUCCCGGAGACAGCACAGAAACAAGCGGCUGCACCGCGGCCAAAACGGGCAGCAUACCGUGCUGCAGCGGCGACGCCGACGGCACACCACCUAAACCCGUUAGUUAGCUUCUGAUGCCAUCUCCGAGCUGAUCUUGUAGGCUUACUUCCACUAAAAUGCAGCCUGCAACAGAGGCCGUGCAGUGCAUGCAGAGGUUCUUGGGCUCUGCUCCUCUUCGCUUUUUGCUGCUAGAGAUGAGCUUUAGACUUGAGCGCGGCGCUAUCAUAAGUGGUUUUUCUGCUCUCCUUCAGUCUUCCCGUGCUGAAGGCUGACCGAGCUGUGUUUGGCGAGCUUGUCGGAGCAGCUACAAAUCAGCUGAUGAACACCACGUCAGAAAGGAAAACUCAAACCACUGUGUCAACAUGUCAACCAGCGAGCUAACACUAACUAUUCUGGGCAUUGCACAGAUUUUCGGCUCAACAAGGCAUGGAGAAUAUUGGAGAGGAAUGUUUGUCUCCGCUGUGGUUCGUUUUGCUCUCGGUACCUCCUCGUUGCUCGCAUUUUGUCCGGGGUAACAGAGAUAUUUUUUGUAAAUCUGUACAUAGGCUAUGAAGUUAUUUACAAGUGCUGUUUGAGAACCUGUAAGCUCGGGAUUGUAAAGUGGCUGUAGAGUUUCUGAAGGAUAAAGGGGUACAGGAACAGCAGGACCUGUGACGGCGCUUGCAAUGCAAAUUGAGUGCUCCGCUCCCUCCCUUCCUUCCUGUGCCUUGUUUUAAGAUCCUAAUGAAAAAUGCAUGGCCUCCUCACCGGGAUUCUUAGAUAGUAGGGAAAUCCAUGUUGAACCAUCACAUAAUGUUUUUGCCAUAAUUUAUAAAAACCAAUGACUGCAGUUAUGUUUUGACCCCAUGUUAGCCACAAAGCAUUAACAUUAUAUACACAUAUAGAAAUCUAUUUUGCCCAGUUUUAUAAAUGCAGGGUGCCACUUGUCACACACACAAACACACACAAUGUGCCUUGAUGAAGUUGUUCUGGUAUCAAUUAAUUUCUGCGGUAAUUCCAUCUACUGAUUUAACACUGACUGCUGAAACAUAAAGUACUGUUACAUUUAAUAAACUCACUAAACUACUUUGAAAAUAAUAGUUUUGAUAUUGUUAUUUUAAGAAAUACACUUACUUCGAUGAGAGGAUACCACUCAGAUAUUCGUCUCUUAAAUAAAACUACAAUAAAAGUCAGAGCUUAGCACACGGCUUUGUUGAACACUCAAUUCUGGCUGCUCAA
Sebastes umbrosus (honeycomb rockfish) is the source of this 4247-nucleotide messenger RNA. It is a transcript of the gene pde11a, whose product is annotated as phosphodiesterase 11a. NCBI's taxonomy places the organism in Eukaryota, Metazoa, Chordata, Actinopteri, Perciformes, Sebastidae. The transcript has 20 exons. The record is from RefSeq and is a predicted model, not a curated record. Gene Ontology annotation, molecular function: 3',5'-cyclic-nucleotide phosphodiesterase activity; protein binding. Gene Ontology annotation, biological process: signal transduction. Bases 311 to 3097 code for a protein of 928 amino acids.